UCAUUACUGGAUAAAUUAGAUAUCUGGAAAACAAAAUCUCAAAGUUGCACUUGUCAAGUUUGCGCAUUGGAAAACGUAUACUAUUUGGUUUAUAUAUUCACUAAUAUAAAUAAAUUGGAACAAAUUUGGGAGAAUGAAAUGAUACACGGAAACUGGAUAUGUGAAUUCGUAAUGAGACAUAGCGCAAAAAUUUCUGAAUUCUCGGAUUCUGCUUGUAAAAGAAAAGAUAAGUUCUUAACAUCAAUGAAUGCACCGCAAUUUUCGCGUUCAGUGGCUAAAGAAAAGGAUUUAAAAUCAAAUACUCCAAAUAUUAUUCCUCUGCAAUGUGCUGAUCUGCAAAUUUAUAAUGCUCGUAUACAAGAAAAAGAAAGAUUCACUAAGAGAGCUGAAAUCGUGGAUCAUCUAUCCGAGAGUAAAUGUUUCCAAACAGCAGCAGAAGAAGUGAUAAAUAAUAAAGAAGAAGUAGUAACUGUUGUACGAAAAUAUGGAUUUCACUCUCUAAAGGAUCGUGAGGCUUUGGAUAAAAGAAUUAAUAUAUUAAAGAAGAAAAGAAAAUACUUUGAAUUAAAACAUAAGAUUGAAGAGACAGUCGAGCUGACGUUGUAUCUUAGAUGCGGUUCGCCAGUUUCUACAUUCUCGAUGCCGCUGCAAGGCGCAAAGUCGAAAUGA
Messenger RNA from Camponotus floridanus (Florida carpenter ant), 669 nucleotides. RefSeq lists its product as uncharacterized. NCBI's taxonomy places the organism in Eukaryota, Metazoa, Arthropoda, Insecta, Hymenoptera, Formicidae. The record is from RefSeq and is a predicted model, not a curated record. The transcript is spliced from 3 exons. Bases 139 to 669 code for a protein of 176 amino acids.